AUGGCCGGGAUUUUUGGAAAAAUCUUCGUGGGCAUUUAUGUGGAGAUAAAGCGGAGCGACGGACGAAUACACCAGGCCAUGGUCACAUCACUGCAUGAGGACAAUGAGAGUGUGACAGUAGAGUGGAUCGAGAAUGGGGACACCAAAGGCAAAGAGAUCGAUCUUGAAAGCAUAUUUGCUUUGAAUCCAGAUGUUGCUCCUGAUGAUGAAAUACCACAGAGCCCAGAGACUUCACUUCCUCCUUCCUCUAUUCCUAAAGUCAGCAAGGUCCCCAAGACAAGACGAGUUACAGCAAUACCUAAAGCUGAAAACAUGCCUCGGGAGAACAGAGCUGCGGCUGUGGGAACAACCCGGGCCCGACCAAGUCAACACAGCCAAGUUUCAGAGCCUCCACCACCAGCGAUAGCGCCACAAUCCGCCUUCAAUCAAACACUAAUACAGCAGCAAAAUGCUCGGAGGAAAUCAAAUUGUGUAAAAGAGGUUGAAAAACUUCAAGAAAAGCGUGAGAAGAGACGACUUCAGCAACAGGAACUCAGAGAAAAGAGGGCCCAAGAAGUAGAUGUCAAUUUACCCAACUAUGAAAUUAUGUGCAUGAUCAGAGACUUCAGAGCCAGUCUGGACUACAGGCCCCUAACCUCCAAUGAUCUAGUAAGAGCACAGAAUAUGUGUGUGUGUGUGCGCGCUCGACCAUUGAAUAAAAAAGAGCUAUCAAUGAAGGACUUAGAUGUCAUCACUAUCCCAAGUAAAGAUGUUGUUAUGGUUCAUGAACCGAAGCAAAAAGUUGACCUGACACGCUACUUGGAGAAUCAAACAUUUCGCUUUGACUACGCUUUUGAUGAGAACUCCACAAAUGAAAUGGUUUACAGAUUUACAGCCCAGCCUUUGGUUGAGACCAUUUUUGAAAGAGGAAUGGCAACUUGCUUUGCUUACGGACAAACUGGAAGUGGAAAAACACAUACCAUGGGAGGAGACUUUUCAGGGAAGAACCAGGACUGCUCUAAAGGAAUCUACGCUCUGUCAGCCAGAGAUGUCUUUCUCAUGUUGAAAAAGCCAAACUACAAAAAGUUAGAUCUCCAGGUCUUUGCCACUUUUUUUGAAAUCUACAGUGGCAAGGUGUUUGACUUGCUGAAUCAUAAGGCCAAGCUGCGGGUAUUGGAAGAUGGGAAGCAGCAAGUCCAGGUGGUGGGCCUACAGGAGAGAGAGGUCAAAUGCACAGAAGAUGUCCUUAAACUAAUCGAAGUCGGAAACAGCUGCAGGACUUCUGGGCAGACAUCAGCAAACGCCCAUUCCUCCAGGAGCCAUGCCGUUUUCCAGAUCAUUUUGCGCAGACGAGGAAAGAUGCACGGAAAGUUUUCUCUUAUCGAUCUGGCUGGAAACGAGAGGGGAGCUGACACAUCCAGUGCAGACCGCCAGACUCGUCUCGAAGGAGCUGAGAUCAACAAGAGUCUGUUGGCUCUGAAGGAAUGUAUUCGGGCUCUAGGACGAAACAAACCCCACACUCCAUUUAGAGCAAGCAAAUUGACUCAAGUACUGAGAGAUUCCUUCAUUGGAGAAAACUCUAGAACUUGCAUGAUUGCUACAAUCUCCCCUGGAAUGGCAUCUUGUGAAAACACUUUAAACACUUUGAGAUAUGCCAACAGGGUCAAAGAGUUUGGCAUAAGCCCUUCAGAUAUCCCUUUCACACAGAGCGGGGGAGGAGGGCGAUCUGAGUUGUCACCUACUUAUGAGGUCCAGGAUCUAACAGUGGAUCCUCUGGCAGCGAUGGACUGUCAUCAGGCUGGACACAUUAACCAGCUGGAGGUGCUUGAGGCCCAGUGGGGAGUUGGCAGCUCCCCACAGAGAGAUGAUCUGAAGUUGCUCUGUGAACAGAAUCUGCGGCUGUGGGAACAACCCGGGCCCGACCAAGUCAACACAGCCAAGUUUCAGAGCCUCCACCACCAGCGAUAG
Molecule: messenger RNA, 1947 nt
Organism: Boleophthalmus pectinirostris (great blue-spotted mudskipper)
Lineage: Eukaryota; Metazoa; Chordata; Actinopteri; Gobiiformes; Gobiidae
Product: kinesin-like protein KIF2A
Biological process (GO): microtubule-based movement
Molecular function (GO): ATP binding; microtubule binding; microtubule motor activity
Source: RefSeq, a predicted model, not a curated record